AUGGUUGAAGUCGGCGUUUUUGAAAGUAUUUUUAUCGGCAACACCAUUGCUACAGUGGAAGACAUAUCCUUGAAGGAGUUAAGCGGUGUCAUUUCAUACACUGAAUGGUUUGCGGAGGAUCGGCGCUGGUUGUUCAGUAAUGAAUCUGGCAACAGUGAUAUUUUAGUACUGAAACUGUCAAAUGUUUCCCUUAUUCCAACAACCGGAGAAUGCUAUGGUCACUUAUCGUUGCCUGAACUUGCGCCAACAUGCAAUCCACCGUUUCCUUGCAUAAUCUACACAAAAGUCUCUUCCAAGUGCGAUUUUUAUGCAUUACGUUACAAUCUUGCGGCGACUGGAAGAUGCGAGCAGAAUGCCUUUUUCUUUUCUGAUAAACUCCCGAGAUCAAUCAAGUUUGAGGCUUCAGAAGUCUGGGGCACGAAGAAAACUUUCAAUAUUGACUACAAUUUCAUUUCUUGUGCUGCAUCAACAACGGAACCUAAAAAAACUAACAGUACCCAAGAAGCAGUCACAACCUCACAACAAAAUGCAACAUUUCAAAUGUACACAGCGCCGGCAAAGGGGGGGAACACGACGGAUCAGGAGAUCAGAUACAUGACAUCUGUGGUUGUCAAUCGAGUUUCGACAACAGUCAUUGAAACAAAUCUGACAACGGAGCAGGGAGACGUUGUACAGAACACAACCACGCCACAAUCUAGCAAAGCGACAGCCGGAGGAAUCAAAUCAGCAAUAUCAAUGACGAACUUCGCAAUUAUCGUAGCUGUCGUCGGUGCUCUAUUGAUCAUCGCCAUAGUAGCGAUAAUUUUUAUGUAUUGCAAGAUGAGGUCUAGGCGUUCGGCUUCUCUGACAACACUAAGUCAACAAGAAAGCGCAAAACCAGACGGGCAAAGUGGAGAAGUUGAAAUGAUGGAAAACCCUGCUGAAGUGUUAACAUCAACCAUGGAUGCAGCUCCGAUAAAAGUCAUCGCUUUCUCUGAAAAUUCCAACCAAGGCUCUUCCGAUGUAGGAAUGGUUGACGUUAGUUUACAAGAAUAAGUGAGCGCUAAUUAAGCAAAGUUGAGGAAGCCAAAAAUUUCAAAUAAACGAACACGACUUCAU
Styela clava is the source of this 1098-nucleotide messenger RNA. The record is from RefSeq and is a predicted model, not a curated record. NCBI's taxonomy places the organism in Eukaryota, Metazoa, Chordata, Ascidiacea, Stolidobranchia, Styelidae.